UAUAAAAAUGUAUGUCGGAUAACGUUUACAAACAAGGAUUUUCGAAUAUUUAAGACAUUUGGCGACGUUUUACUUAUCUCAAAUAUCUGUCAUGGAUAAAUAAAGUUAUUUAAAUCAAUUUGACAUCAAAAUUAUUUCGAUACCUGUAAAAUAUCGGCGUUCGUGUUCAUUUGAAAAUCGCUCGUGCAAGAAUCGAAUUUGACUCAUAGUUGCCAAGACAAGAUAAUGCGCAGCUCGUUUUCUAAGUUUAGAGGCAGUUAUGAUCUAGAAUAUGUUUCAAUGCGUAAAAAUUUUGAUUUGCAGGCGUACAGCGAGCUGAUCUCCCUUGCAGAAAAAGAUUUAUAUGACGGUGAACUAGCGCCAGGAAUCCUAAACACAAAGGAUUAUGCAAUAACUUCUCCAUCUACUAGAAGGACACCAUCUCAGUGUAGUGAUACAAGCAACGUCUCUUCACAAGGAAUUCCUACAACUGGCACAACAAGAGAAAGACAUUCUCAACGAAACAGUGGUGUCUUAGAUUCGCAUGACCUUUCAUCGCACGAAACGCCUUCGACAAGUUUUAUGAACAAAACACCUGCAGGAAGACGUUCUCAACCAAACGUUAAUGGCUUCCAAAGAUCAGUUCUCACCAAACUGGAAACAUUAAUUAAUAAGCAAGAAGAAACGUAGUCAAUAUUGCGUGCUCUGUUAAGCGUUACGAAAGGUGUAGACGAGCACGAAAUUGUGGAAGAUGUUGUACCUAAUCCCUUAGAUUCGGUGUAUCCCUUUAUAAGUGAAAAUGCCACAAUUUUUUGAUUAAUUUCAGUGCCCAACUCACCUCCAAUUCUUCGUGUGUACCAAACCAUUUACACUCUUCAGAUGGACAGUGUAAUUGAAUCUUUUUUAACUCACGCUUCGUAAAAGCAUCCGGGAAAACCUAGAUGGAUCCAUGGAAAUUGAUCUUUUAUGAAACAAGAUUAAAUGUAGCAAAAGACAGAGUCACUUCACUUCACUAAAAUGCAAGUUUGCACUAGACGUUAAAUGAAACAGUAACGUAAAUUUCUUACAAGAACUGUUGGCAAACUUUUUUGAAGUAGAAUUCACCGACGCACUAACGCUAAGUGCAAAGGCUCUCAACAUGUAAACUCAACAACGAGCUCAACAUAUUCAACACCGUGUUUAGGAGAGUUGAGUAGUAGCUAUUAAGCGGGGUUGAGCGUUGUUGAGUGAAGUUUAAACUUGCUCAAAAUUUCCACUCAACAGCACUCAACAUUUGCUUUAUUCCAUGGUCACCAAACCGCACCUCAACUUUGUUUAUAGUGCAAUGAAACUUCUGGUUUUUAAAACAGCACACUCAACAUGUUGAGCGAAAGCAUGAACACUACCUGUGCAGCUUAUAUUGUUGUUAUUUACCUGGUCACUGAACCGUUUAUGUACCUGUAUAUACGCUGUUGCUAGGCAUGGUGGAAUAUUUUAUCUCAUGAUCCUAGGCGAUAACAUUUCAAGACUCAACAUGUUGAGAACGUUUGCACACAUCGUUUAGCAUCACUCAUCAAACAAAAAACAAUGUUUAGCGCAUGUUGAGUCAACAUAUUGAGAACGUUUGCACGUAGCUUUGACAACCCAAGUUGCAAAAGGAUUUUCUAUGUCACAAGACACGACAAUAUACGUAAAUCGUUGUAUUAUUUUUUAGAACUCAAAGAGUAAUUAUAAUUAUAGUUGUUAAGCCAA
Messenger RNA from Xenia sp. Carnegie-2017, 1710 nucleotides. RefSeq lists its product as uncharacterized. The coding region runs from base 226 to 669 and encodes 147 amino acids. Lineage: Eukaryota; Metazoa; Cnidaria; Anthozoa; Malacalcyonacea; Xeniidae. The transcript has 6 exons. The record is from RefSeq and is a predicted model, not a curated record.